Molecule: messenger RNA, 412 nt
Organism: Cylicocyclus nassatus
Lineage: Eukaryota; Metazoa; Nematoda; Chromadorea; Rhabditida; Strongylidae
Source: the annotation of a GenBank genome assembly
CGAACUGCAAAAUGGACGUGUUGUGUGUGUGCGUGGACAUCAACAAUGAAUGGGAGGUGAAGAAAAUGGGGAGAAGUGCGAUCCAUCACUCACUAGAACCAAGUCUGGUAUGGGUUGAAGAGAUCGAAAUUCUCCUCGGUUCUCAUCAUCCAAAAAAAGCGAGCCUAUGUGGGGUAAUUCCUCUGCAUGCCGUUCAUUUCAAUUAGGAGUGAUCUAAUCUACCAAAAGUAUGCAAUACCUUUGUAGAGAUUCUUUGUGAUUACUAAACUUGUAAAUUUGGAGAUGUUGAGAUGCGAUUUUGCGUAGUUCAACAAUUUGGCAAGUUCCCUUUGUUAAGUAUUGUUUUCCAAACGUCUAUGUAUAGUUCGAUUCCAUGAGUAAAGGCCUCAGAAGUGCUCAACCUACAUAUGUG